GUAGCAAUGUCACCAAGCUCAUGCUUUCUUGGUCAUAAAAAGGGAAAAUUGAAUAUGCUACAUGGUACUUUGUAACCAUUUCUUUAAGGCCACUUUAAAUGUGCUCUGUGAAACACUCAAUUUCAGAUUUGUGGGCUGAUUACUCCACAGUACUGCGGCACUAUAGAGAACUUUCCCCCCCAACAGGCUGUUGAAUCUAAACGGUUUGAAGUCUGUCGAGCUACAUCUUGUAAAGUAGCCAUGAUUGUCUGUCAGUAGUGAGAAAUAAUUAAUAAUGUACUUUGGUACCAUAUUUUUAACCAUUUUUUAAGAGACAAAAAAAUCAAACGUGAUUUUAAUAAUAUAAAUGGUUCUUUUUUACACUAUUAACCAAUUAAGCUUUUUUAAAUGUACAGGAUCAAGAUGUGUAUGUGAAUGAACUUUUAAUAUAACACUUAUCAAUACAUUUUGAGCCUUUUGUAGUUUGUUUUUGAGGUGUUGUAAUAGUCUGGUGUACCAGGAUAUGGCAGCAUAAUCAAAAUUACUUUGAACUAGAGCUCCAGUGUGUGAGGAGUUGAGCUGUCCAGAAAGGUAGCUUUUCUGGCUACAAAACAUAUUCUUAGAUUUAUCUUGGUGAAUAUUUUCUCCUGAUAAAAAUCUGUCUAAAAUGCAGCAAAGUUAAAUAAAAAAUGCACUGUAUUGCAAUACAGUGACCUGCAAAAUCACCCGAUGACUCAUCCUCAAUGCUGUAUUAAUGCAGUUAUUACAAUGUAUCGGUCUACGUGGAACUGCACGUUUCUCACACAUGAUGACUUCAUUCUGUAAUUUUUCAAUAUUUCACAGGCAAUCAAUGCCUACUUAACAGUGCUCGUGCGGGAAUACAACAGGCGCAAUGCUGAUGAAGCUGCUGUCAUCGCCAGCUUUGCAUUUACUGCAGUCUGGAAGGAGAAAAUGUCAAGACUCCGGGUAUGUAGUGGAUUGUUAAGCAUGUUGAAGGAAUUACUUUGCAAUUACUUCCCCCCAUUUUCAGAUUGAUCCAGUGGCAUAUAAACUGACUGUGGGAAUUGUGAAUUAGCCCCACCACUGGAUGUUGACGGUGAGAUCUUCUUUUCCAUUCACAAGGAGUUCAAAUGUGAAGCUCGCUCCCGCGACACAACACCUGUCCCCCCGCUGCGCGGAGCCAGUCGGAGUGGAGUCUCUGUGGCAGCGCACCGUCGGUCCUCACUAUGAAUUCUGGAUGAACUUCUAACUAUAAAUUAUGACUUUUAACUAUAUUUUUGAUAUUAUUGUUAAAACUCUGUAAACUGGUAGACUAACUGGAAAGCCGCGGACGACGCAGAGCACCUGUUGCUUGUUAAACUUCUGGGGGUUUUUGCUCAUUUUCAGCAGUCGCCUUUUGACAUCUGCAAGUUAAAGAGCAUCUGAAACCACAAAGAAACUGUCUCUGCUUUGCAUCCCAAAGCAUCCCAAGUGAUCCCAAAUACCUGACCAACAGGAGCCUCAGUAGACAAUAAUACAAUAGGAGUCAAGUAAAGUUAUAACUUGGCAGCGACUUACUUUUUGAUUGGAAACCUCUCAGUCUUCUAUUAUCACUGCUGCUCCCUCCACAUGAAACCCACAGCUGAAAGUGUUGGUUUAUCCAAAGGAUGGAGAUACUGGACAGCAUGGGCGAGGAAGGGAUAGAGCUGGAGGAAUCAGUCACCACAGCAGCCAUUAUGAACACCAGCCUAGAUGGUGCCGCAAAUGUCUCCAACAUUACCUUCCCCUACUAUCAGCACUCUCUAUAUGUGGCUGUUGGCUACAUCCUGGCCUACUUCUUUAUCCUCCUUCUGUGUAUGAUUGGGAACAUCCUGGUGUGUCUGAUCGUACUGGAAAACCGCCGCAUGCGCACAGUCACCAACCUCUUCAUCCUCAACCUGGCUAUCAGUGACCUACUGGUGGGCAUCUUCUGCAUCCCUACAACACUGGUGGACAACCUCAUCACUGGUUGGCCCUUUUCCAACACUGUGUGCAAGAUGAGUGGCUUUGUCCAGGGAGUGUCUGUUUCUGCAUCAGUGUUUACCCUGGUGGCCAUUGCUGUUGAAAGGUUUCGCUGUGUAGUGUACCCUCUACAACCCAAGCCGACUGUACUUGUUGCCAAGGCAGCCAUCGUGUUAAUCUGGGUGCUAGCAGUAGUGAUCAUGUGCCCUGCUGCUGUGGCACUGACUGUGGAGAAAGUUCCUUUCCACUACAUAGUGUACAACGAUGACUUCAACCACACAUUCCCCCUGUACGCCUGCUACGAAAACUUUGCCAACCCUCAGAUGAGAAAGGUCUACACUGUGGUUCUGUUUGCUCACAUCUACCUGGUGCCCCUCACUGUCAUCACACUGAUGUACGGAAGCAUCGGGGUCAAACUGUGUUCCUCUGUGGUUGCAAACAGAGAGCCACAGCUGGCCAACGCCACAGUCCAGGUUGGGGGUAGAAGGGGUGGGCAGCCAAUGAUAUCCCAGAAAAAGAUCAAGGUGAUAAAGAUGCUCAUCUUGGUGACUUUGCUUUUCAUGCUGUCCUGGUUGCCACUCUGGACCCUCAUGAUGAUGACGGACUACGCAGGCUUGGACAGGGACCAGCUAGACCUUCUGACCAGCUACAUCUUCCCCUUUGCCCACUGGCUGGCUUUCUCCAACUCCAGCAUCAACCCCAUCAUCUAUGGCUACUACAAUGAGAACUUCAAGAGGGGCUUCCAGGCGGUGUGCAAGUCCAGGCCCUUCUGUUGCCUCUUGCAGUGCCAGCUGUGGAGGAGGAUGGCAAGGUGGGGCAGGAAAGAAAGGUCUGUGCAAGCACCUUGUGGAGGUACUAACCUCAGAGAUGCCACUGGCAAUCACAACCACCUUCUCUUGGGGCUGAGAAAUCGAGUCCAUAACAACAACAAGUUGACUGACACAGCAGAGGUGACUAGGAGUGCGAGGGUGGUUUGUGAGGUGGUCCACUCAGAGAGAAGUCUUUCAGAUCGAGGGUUAGAAAUGAUGGCUGUACAUAAAAAAGGCAGUACUGGUGAGGAGUCAGAGAGGGUUAGUUCACUGGCAGCUUCAGUGCACCAGGCGUGGGAUAACUGAGUGUUCACAAUGCUACUCAGCUAUGAACCAAACAGAGCCAUAGUAUGUUGCAUUAAAGUCCCAAGGAAGAGAAAAUUAAGAAUCAUCUGAUGUACUAUGGUUACUAUUUGGAAUUAUCCUUACACAUUGGGGCACUGACACAGUUUUAAAAAAAUAAUUUAAGUUGUUAACAUAAAGUACUACAAUAAUGUUGCAAGUACUUUGCAAGGUUUGUUCAUUGUCUUCAUAUAAGCCAUGUAUAUGGAGCCCUGGAGUGGCCAUAGAUUAAGAAAAAAAAUUUCGUUCCCACAUUUAGAUUAAUUCAUGCGCACAAGAUACAAUUCGUUCCCCUAGUUCUAGGCAGUGCCUCAUCUUAAACAUAAACACUUAAAAUUGCCCAUGCUCAACCCCAUGAUCUUGGGGUUAUUGUAUUUUUGGACAAUAUUCCCUUACUGUAGAUCAGCAUAACAUUGUACUCACCCCUACCACUGUAGAGACAGCAGACAUGAGUGCUCCAUAUUAGAGUCCAAAGAGGACAAGGAAACGAAAGCAUUGGACAGCUAAGUAAAUCCAACAUGAACUCUACAGCUGAACUCCAAAGUUCUCUGGAGGUCAAAUGUGAACAUUAGAACUACCUAGUAUGUUGAUCGACCUGCACUCAUUUUAUGACAGUCAUGCUUUGCUUAGCAUGUCAGGCAGCUGGCUUUUAACCAUUGAUAGACGUUUGGAUUUUUUUUGCCACUUUAUUUUAAUCAACAGAUCAGUUUCACACAUUAGUAUUUUGAAAGUGUUCUUUAAUUCGUGUGCACGAGAUAAGUGUAGAGAACCAGCACAACAGACUUGCCUUGUUCAUCAGUGUUGAGUAAUGGGAAACGUUAAUUCUGAAGGACUGAGUUAACAGUUUGAGUCAAGCAUAAAGGUUAUAUUGGACCUCAGUGUUAAAUUUAUUCAAAUUAGUGUUAAUUAUAGUCGUAAAGUUACAUAAAAUGAACCUAAAACCAUUUUUAAAAACCAAUUCGUUUAGGUAAGUUAUCUAGUGAAAAUAGAAAUACAUUUCGAGAAUUUUUAAGCUGAUCUAACUGGCUAGAUAAUUUUAUGAUUAACUUUCUCUUGAUGGGCAGUUGCAUUUCUCUGACGAUGCGCUUGAAAAAAGUGAGUCAUCACAAUUUUUUCCUAUACAUUCUAUCAAAUUAUUCUGCCUUUUAUCCCCAUAACAAAAAGGCCAUUGUUGUACAUUCAAGAUCGACCCCUCACUGACCUGUUUAAACAGGAAAUACAUCACAAAGUAAUGAUACCAUUUCAUAGUACAUCUACUUUCUAAUUUCAACUUCAUGCUUCCUUUACCACUCUAUCUACCUAUCUAUCUAUACCUAACUAUCUGCCCUAGAUUAGUCUUGCACAGGUAAGUUGGUAACUUCAGUGGAACUGUAAAGCAAAAACAGUUCUACUAGUUGAUGCCUCUAUAGCAAUGUCAUGAUGAAUAUUGUAAUAUAAUGAAUGAUGUUGCAAUCAGAAAUAUGUUCCUGUCUGUAGUUUGUACGUGUUGCUGACCAACGGCAGCAGUUGCCUGCUACCUACAGGAACAAGAAAAACAAAGGCCAUCAAAAUAGGUGAAAGUUGAAGAGCCGGCUGUCAUAGAGGGGCGAGACGCGAUGUUCAAAUAUAGGGACGACGGCGCGCAUUUUGUCUCCUGGAAGACAGUGUUGAACUUGUUUGUACACACAAAAAUUGGCAUAUAUGUAGUUUUGUAAAGCAUGAAAAAAGAGAGCUUGUAAGAGAAGUUCAAACCCUGCUUACUUUCUCGCCUCCGCACAGCUGGUCAGUCAUUGCGUGAAUGUCAGAUUUUCGGUUUUAUAAAGCAACAGAAAUUGUUGGACCCAUCAAUUUUAAACAUAAAGUUAAGUUUACUCCUCAAGAGGAGUUCUACUCAGCUUGUGAAUUUAAGAACACUAAUGAUGUCAUGCUUGGGCUUGAGACUUCAAAUUUUUAACAGAAAGCCUGCCUUACAAACUCAAGGUUUGAGGUUUGAAAGAAGUGGGCAUUUAGGAGGAAGGGGAGGUCUAAUGAAUGACACUUUCCAGUUGCAUUAUGGGAAGUGUAGGAUCCAGGGGUUUUGGAGCUUGACACAUACUAGGGACUGAAAGUCAGGAUAUCUCAACCUCUGCUGCUUCGGACUUGUGAGUCCCCCAACUUUAUGGAAGUGCAAUACCCCUUUAAACUCAGAAUUGUUUAAAAUCCACAUUUCUGAUUUCAUGCGUUAUAUUAUGUGAUGCUAUUUUGAAUUGAACAACAUCGUUGUGGUGGAAAAAAACACUGACAACCAUAUAAAAAAUCAGUUUGCCUGAUUAAACAGAAUAAUGCAGCGAAUAAUAUAUCAGAAAUAUCGGGAUCUCAAUUCGAUGUGCAGCCUCAGGUCUCAUCUCUGCAGUGCUGUGCCAGUUUGCCAACAUGUGGUAAGCUUGACAUUGGUCAGUGAUAUGUCAAUAUAUACUUCAAUACAGGUUUGCUGUUGUUCACAUGACCGACAUAAAAUGUUCUCAAGAGCCAUAUCUUACUAAAAACAUGUUUUACAGACAAAACAAUUAUCAUGUUUCAUUCACGCAAUGCAAUAACAUGUUCUCAACCGGUUAAUAUCUCAGAAUGCUGUUAUCUGAAAGUAAAUGACUUGUAUCUUUAUGCUCUAAAUCUUUUGCUGUUUCAAGAUAUUGUGUUGCUUAUAGAUUUGAUGUGUUUUGUUUGUGAUUGUGAUAUAAAAAACCCCCCACAAAUGUUAAAUUCUUCACCAAGAUAUUCACAGCUGAAGAAUAGAAUUAAGACAAAGCUAUUUUAUAAGUAAACAAUGUGCAAUGUUUGCAUUCAAGAGUUGUGGUCGACUACAACAAAAACAAGACGCCACCACGUCUACAUAAAAUACUAAUAAAAAUGUAUGUAUCCAAAAAUAUAUGUGCUCUGUACAAAUAUACCUACAAGAGUCACAGCCAAGGAAUUGGACAUAAUAAAAGAAGGGGUUAUCCUUACACAUGGUAAAGUUGGGAUGCUUGUGUCUUGGUGCCAUAUUUAUUGCUAAGCAGUCACUGGUGUGGUGUAACGUGAAUGUGUUCCCAGCUUGUGGCCUUGUCAACAUGUGCAGCAUUGUUAUUGUAUUUUAACAGAGCCUUGAGGAGGCCCAUUACACUCACUACUUUAUAUUUAUUGUUUGUAGGUAAGCUUGUUGUUUACAUGUACAACCAUACGAACGUCUUUCAUUAGAGAAAAUUAAUAACUUUCAUGUGCUCUUUCCAAGUAUUUAAAUUUGCUUUGGAAAUUUGAAGCACUAGUGCAGUGCCCGUUCAAAACGUGCCUGUUUCGGAAUGGGCCGACUACUUGGCCUCCGGUAUUGCUGCUUGCAGCUUUCUCAAUAUCAUCGAUUUGCAGAGCCGGAGAGCCUCCGCAGUUCUAAACCAUGAAUGUAUAAUAAGACCUGGAUACACCACCAGUUUUAUAGUUUAUUGAGGUGUUCCCGAAACAUGAGCCACACCUAAAUUAUUAAUAAUAAUCAUCAUUAUUGUUAUUUCUGCUUCUUUGUUAAAUUACAUUUAAUUGACUGAAUGUAGGCCAAAGACUACACUGCAGACUAACGGACUAAGGUUAUCAGCAUUUGUGGGAGAUGCUGAAAGAAAAGCCCUGCCACUGAAAUCUAACUCGAAGAAGUUUUUCAUCCAGACAGUGAAUGAAUUAAAUAUUUAUCAUUACUAUUGAUCAAAUUCAUGAAUUCAUGCUGAAGCUAGCCAGCUACCCUAAGUUAUAGCUGGUUCCCAGGGCGUUACAAAAGAUAGGCUGACAUUAUUCAUUGAAGGUAGCUAGCUAACGUUAGCUUAAUAACAUUAAGUUAACCACUGCGUAAGGUUAUCAAAACAUUAGCAUUAAAACUCAAAUUAGCUGACGCCUCGUUAGGUAUAAGGGUACAACCAGCGGUGUUGAGAGAGAGGAUUAACCCUAACCCUCUCUGCACGACUCUGGGUGUAGUCACCACCAGGAGUCACUGACUUUCGUACGUCAGUCUGGAACUGCUGGGCUCUCCGGCUCUGCAGGGUGAUGUUUUUCUGCCUUCUGGGCUCUCCGGCUCUGCAGGGUGAUGUUUUUCUGCCUUCUCGAGAGCCGCUCAUCCAAACUACGUCACACUCGACACUACACUUCCUUGGGUCCUCAGCAAUACACCCAAGUGGGAAGUCGAUCGGAUGAAUGGUUCUCGAGAAAAUCGAAGGACAUACACACAGACAGAGAUUCCUUAUAGUCAGAUGCCAGCUCAGGUGUCAUGGAGAAAAGAUGUUUGACGUGCAGUGGGUUGUAAUUUUGUUGUUAUUACUGUUGAAUAUUUUACUGAUAUCAGAAGAGAGUGCUCAACGUUAAUUCUUAUAGUGAAAUGAGUGAGUGUUGCCUGAUGACUCAGGAGAACCAAAACAGAUGUUUGUGGCUUGCAAUGCAAAACCUUGACUUAGUGUAUAUUGUUGUUCUUUAUGCUUUUCUGUGUAACUGUGUUACUGGCUGUAAUACUGGAGUUCUAUGUCUAUUAAUGUACUAGGGUUCUACUUAUAUGGGUUUUUUGAAGGCCAAUUCUAUUAUUGAUAUUUCUGUAUUGAAGCCGUACAUUUUUUGUUCAUAUAUAAUUUUAGCCACAUUUGUGAAAAAAUGCAUUGGAAGAAGGAAAACCUCUGUGUUCAGCUGCAACCUCAAACAAACCAGCAGCAUGUAGUCUUCCUGUCUGUUGUUUAAAGCGAUGGAAGAUGAUGAGCCAGUUUGUCUUCUGACAAAAAUCAUCAUCAAAGUGUGACCGCUGCAACAUUAGUGUAGCCAAUGCUAAUGUCCCAAGCUUAGAGCAGUAGCCAAUGAGUAUCACAGCAGAGGAAGACAUUUUUGCCCACCUAAGUGGAUUAUCUACUAGAUUUAAUAAAUAAAACAAUCAAUGGAUAGAAAUCUAGGCUGUGGUGUGCUGGGUGGCAGACAGCGUGAUGUGUUGCACCAUCACAUGUUGCCCCUCACUCUGCUUUCACAUUAAGUACAAGCAAGGCCAUUAUUUUCAGUUCUCCUGAUGUACAUGAUGAUGAUGUUAUAUGAUAGACCUAUUAAAUAAAAGAACACAUUUAGGCUACAAAAGACGUGCAUUAACAUGUUAACAUAUCCAAUCACGCCACCGAGCCCUUCUGUCCAAACCAACAAAAAAUUCCAAUCCAAUUCCCAGUCCACCCAACCUCUCUGUCCCACUAUAAUCAGUCCACUCAACCUCACUGUCCCAUUAGAACCAGUCCACCCAACCUCUCUGUCCCACUAUAACCAGUCCACUCAACCUCACUGUCCCAUUAGAACCAGUCCACCCAACCUCUCUGUCCCACUAUAACCAGUCCACUCAACCUCACUGUCCCAUUAGAACCAGUCAACCCAACCUCUCUGUCCCACUAUAACCAGUCCACUCAACCUCUCUGUCCCACUAUAACCCGUCCACCCAACCUCUCUGUCCCACAAAGUUUUUAAACAUUUUGAGCUGAAUAAGCACUCUGCAGUCACACCAGGGGUCAUCAAAGCAUCCAACAGAUAACCAUCCAUCCAAUAGUUGUCCAGACAUUUCACUCAAAACCACAAACGCCAACCUCAUGGUGGCACCACAGUAAAGUAAGGGGAUCAUCAGAGUCAGCAGGAUUCAUCUUCUGGGCACCUUGGAUAUCUGUGGCAACCCAUCCAGUAGUUGUUGAGGUAUUUCAGUCUGGGCCAAAGUAAUCGACUGACCGACCAAAUGACAUUUCCAUCCGCUUGUGUGGCUAAAAAUUCUAAUCAUGGCAGAAAAUUUCAGAGAUAUAGAUAUCAGGUAAAAAAUUUAAUAUUGUGAUUGUUUACAUUCCAGUGUAAUCCGUUAGCUACUUUGUAGGGUGGAUCAUUCUUUACGCGAUGGUCUCCAUCCUACGCUCUACCUUGCACUACGCAUGCUUGCAUGUCGGGUGGAAAAGACAGGUAUGGGUGACACUGCUGCAUUUGGUUGUGGGUGUAACUGAGGAGAUGAAGCUAAGUUAUGUGUGACACAAAUAGUGGCUAACCAUUAGCUGCUGCACUGGCAGAUAUUAUUAACUGUAUGCUAUCUUGCCACAUGUUUUGGGGUUGUUCAUGUUUCAGACUGUUAGCAGAAAUCUACAGUGUUCAUGUUUAAUGUGCCCACUGUCUGUGUUGUUUUGUAUGCCUGUUUCCUUUUUCUUUUGUUAUGGUUGCCAAAUAAAUGAUUCACUCAAA
Siniperca chuatsi (mandarin fish) is the source of this 9308-nucleotide messenger RNA. RefSeq names its product neuropeptide FF receptor 1 like 2 (gene npffr1l2). Gene Ontology annotation, cellular component: membrane. Bases 1626 to 3074 code for a protein of 482 amino acids. Gene Ontology annotation, biological process: G protein-coupled receptor signaling pathway. Lineage: Eukaryota; Metazoa; Chordata; Actinopteri; Centrarchiformes; Sinipercidae. The record is from RefSeq and is a predicted model, not a curated record. Gene Ontology annotation, molecular function: neuropeptide receptor activity; peptide binding. The transcript is spliced from 5 exons.